AUGGAACGCUAUAGGAAGAUAGAAUUAAAGGGAAAAGGUAGUUAUGGACAAGCUAUAUUGGUUUAAAAUAAAUAGGAUAGAAAAUUUUAUAUCAUGAAGAUAAUAGAUGCGUCUAAAUUCGACAUCAAAGAAAAAGAAAAUGCACUUAAUGAAAUAGAUGUGUUGAAGAAUUUGCAUCAUCCCUGCAUUAUUGAAUACAGAGAAUCUUUUGUAGACAGAAAUAAAUAUUUGUGUAUUGUCAUGGAUUAUGCAGAAGAAGGAACAUUACAUCAAAGACUUGAAUAACAAAAAUAAAAAUAGGAACAUUUGAAAGAGUCAUAAAUUAUAGAUUGGUUCACAUAAAUUUGUCUGGCUGUCAAAUACAUCCACGAUAGACGAAUCAUACAUAGAGAUAUCAAAACUCAAAAUAUUUUCAUUUCAAAAGGAGAAAUAAAGCUAGGUGAUUUUGGAAUCGCUAAAUCAUUAAUCAAUUCUGAAGAUCUUUGCUAAACUGCUAUAGGAACUCCAUACUAUAUCAGUCCAGAAGUAUGUUAAAGAAUACCUUAUGACUUUAAAUCAGACAUUUGGAGUUUAGGUUGCAUGCUAUAUGAAAUGAUGGCAUUAAAACAUGCAUUUGAUGCAAAAACUAUGGAAGGUCUAUUUUUGAAAAUUAUCAAUGGAAAAUAUUAACCUGUGCCUACAUUUUAUUCCUAAGAACUGAUUUAAUUAUUGAAGGAUAUAUUAAAUACAGAUCCUUAGAAAAGACUUACUAUCAAUCAGAUAUUAGAUUAUAGAAUAGUUAGAAAAUCCAGGAAUGAAUUUUUGCAAAGAAAAACUUAUAAUUUACAAAAGAUUCAAUUUAUUUCAGGAUAAAUCAAUAAAUAUGAGAAGCACUCUGAAAAAAUAAGACAUUAUUAGAGUGAAUAAAAGUUUGUUGGUGAAUCCCUAGCAGAUUAAAUUGAAAAAAUGAGAAUGGAUCUUGAAGAAUAAUUGGGAGUUGAAAAAUUUAUCCUAAUUUACAAUUCACUAAUUAGAAAAAUGAGGAAGAUCCUCCAAAGUGUUGUGAUGAGAAUACAUUAGAUAAAAUUAACUAACUACUUGGGUUAGAACAAUUAAUAUUUUGAUUUUUCUUUAUAUUAAAUAUACUUCCAAUUUUAUUUUAACCAAUCAAUUCUUAAUUGGAUUUAUAUCUUAUAUUAUGUUGAGCAGAUUCAAAUUAUUAAAUAUGUUAUUUUAAUUUUUAAAAAAUAGAUAAGUUUUAAAGAUCAUUCAUUAUUAUUAUUUGAUUAACAGAUUAAAUUUCGAUAGUUCAUUAAUAGUCAUUGA
Messenger RNA from Paramecium tetraurelia, 1305 nucleotides. RefSeq lists its product as uncharacterized. Gene Ontology annotation, molecular function: ATP binding; protein kinase activity. The record is from RefSeq and is a predicted model, not a curated record. NCBI's taxonomy places the organism in Eukaryota, Ciliophora, Oligohymenophorea, Peniculida, Parameciidae. The transcript is spliced from 5 exons. Gene Ontology annotation, biological process: protein phosphorylation.